Notodromas monacha is the source of this 2178-nucleotide messenger RNA. The record is from the annotation of a GenBank genome assembly. NCBI's taxonomy places the organism in Eukaryota, Metazoa, Arthropoda, Ostracoda, Podocopida, Cyprididae.
UCGUUGUUUUUGUGUUCAGUUGCAGGAAGUGAACCCGAGUCGAAUACAGGCCGGAUACGUGCGGUUGAAAUGUGAAAUGAGCAGUUUUCACUGCUUUAGUUUUGUUGACCGAUGGUGAAUGAUCAUCAGUACACGCUAGUGCGGACUACUGAAUGGCCCCCAGAGAGGUAUUCCGAUUCUGAAGGCCCCGAUUCCGACCUUCUCUCAACGGACACGUCGGAUAUAUUGAAGACUCGCCCUGUGUGGUUCCCCGGGACGAGAACUGAUAUGACCUCCACUGUUUCCUUGAGUUCGAUAAAGAGGUGGCGUCUGUUGCCGGGUCGAAAUCGCUAUUUCUGUGACGGAAGGAUCAUGAUGGCGAAGCAGACCGGUGUGUUCUACUUCACUGUGGGGCUUAUUGUCGUCACGAGCGGAUUGUUCUUUGGAUUUGAUUGUCCAUUUCUUGCCACGAGGAUAAAUCCGGUCUUGCCCUUGGUUGCAGCAGUGAUGUUCUUAUUUGUGAUGUCAACAUUAUUCCGCACGAGUUUCAUGGACCCAGGAAUCAUUCCCAGAGCAGAUUCAACAGAAGCAAGAGACAUUGAGAAACAAAUUGAGGUGCAAAACGGUGUUAGCAGUCCGACGUAUCGUCCGCCGCCAAGAACAAAGGAGGUUGUAGUGAACAAAGUCAACGUGAAAUUGAAAUACUGCUUCACGUGCAAAAUCUUUCGACCUCCACGUGCGUCGCACUGCUCAAUCUGUGAUAAUUGCGUUGAACGCUUCGAUCAUCAUUGCCCGUGGGUGGGCAAUUGCGUCGGAAAGCGGAACUACAGAUUUUUUUAUAUGUUUAUUGUAUCCCUAGGAUUUUAUUGCAUGUUCAUUUUCGCAUGCGUCGUCACGCAUCUAGCUCUGAGUGAGUGCGAAUAUUAUUCUCCGUCUGUUCUCAUUGGAAAUUUCAUGAAGUUUGUGUAUGAGAAGAAUCAGAGGUUCUUGGAUGCAGUGCAAGAGAGUCCAGCUAGUUUAAUCAUCGCAAUAAUUUGCUUCUUGUCGGUGUGGUCAAUUCUUGGCUUGGCUGGUUUUCAUACGUACCUCAUUUUCUCCAACCAAACCACGAAUGAAGAUAUCAAAGGUUCAUUUUCCUCGAGGAGAGGGAUCGAAUUAAAGAAUCCGUACUCAAAACCCGGUUUUUGCGGGAACUGUUUCGACAUCCUUUGCGGUCCAUUCCAUCCGUCACUGCUCCGACGGCGAGAGUUGGUUUCCUGGGAAGAGUUCGGCAAAAAUGAAGCUGCAGUGAGAAACCUCGACAAGGAGAUGAGUGGGGCUCCUGUUGCAGCGGCGUCUAUUCCUGCUUCCGGUCCCAUGUCGCCCAGUUCCGGCAUUCCAUCGUCGCACCCGAGUUACGGAACUACCGAGCCUGCUGCACAAAAAAAAUCCGUGAACGGAAGCAUGCAGCUAGAGCCGCAGUCAGCACAAGCGAAAAUGGCUCAACAGUCUGCUAGCAGUGGGCAGUACUACCCGAAUCCCCCGCCGAUCAGCCUGACGACGAAACAGACUCGUGUCGGCGUCGUCAACAAGUCCUCCGGAGGUAGAACCUUGCCGCCUUUGGUCCACGGUGACAGACUGCCUUCUUCCUGGACUUCUUCUCUGCCUCGUCAUCAUCCCAACUCGGGUCUCAAUCCUUCCGGUGACGGGUUUCCUCCUCCUCCUUCUUCUUCUUCGUCCGGCGGCUUCAAUCACCCGGAUUGUAUUCCGCAUUUUGCUUACCCGUCCCAGCAAGCUGGCGGGGAUUCGAGUUACCGCGGGCCCCCGCAUAUGAAACACCCCACAAGGCGCAUGCAUUCCUUUACGUAUGAAACAGAAGAUGAUGACGCUGAUUUGUGCUACAUUUUGGUCAUUGCAUCCUGGAAACAAAAAACUUCUCCCCAUGCCCAGUCUCCGAAGCAGAGCGCAAGACUCGGCAAUUCUCAGUGGCCAGGUGGCUCUACGCAUCCCUUGCUGAGAAGUGACCAGAAUAAUCCCCACUCCUUGACCACAGUCCACGCCACGGAUCAGCAAGAAACCUAUUCGCGAAGUAGCCAGAACCCGACUGAGUCUGUUCUCGACAGCCUCGAUUUGGACUCUUUGGAUGGGUCUGCUGGUGGUACAACUUUGUCCAGUGGAAGCCAAGCCGGGCUCAUCAUCAAGAACACUCAUAUCUUGUGA